This is a messenger RNA of Aspergillus fischeri NRRL 181, 1629 nucleotides long. RefSeq lists its product as uncharacterized. Lineage: Eukaryota; Fungi; Ascomycota; Eurotiomycetes; Eurotiales; Aspergillaceae. The record is from RefSeq and is a predicted model, not a curated record. The annotation marks the transcript as partial. The transcript has a single exon.
AUGGAACAGCAGUUAUUUAUUAAGCUUUCCCAGCCACCAGUCAUUAUCUGCCGGUCCUGCCGCCAUGGGGUGUGGCUAGCUGAGGUAGAAAGCCAUCUCCGGGGGAAGGCCCAUCGAUUACCCCAGGCCACUGCAAAGCAGAUCCAUCAGGACGUCCAGAGCUGGGAGGGUGUGGAGCAUGACCCCCAUGCUGUGCAAUGGCCUAGUCGGAUUACCCAGUCAAUCCCCCACCUGGAUGAAUACCCUGAUGGGUUACUGUGCCAGCGCGACCAGGCCAGAUGCCAAUUCAUCACUCGUUCACUUGACACGUUAAAACGACAUUGGCGUGAGCACCAUGGAUGGACCGCACCAUAUCAUGGAGGUCGAUCACGCCUGCAAGAGCAGGAACAGGCGCAGAUCACCAUCCAGCAGGGAUAUCAGGUGGUGACCUGCCAGCGGUUUUUCCCAUCCCGAAAAGGGUCCCAUUAUAUCUGGGUGCCAUGCCCCAACCAGCAGCCUGAGGAGCAAGCCCGGACCGCACCCACUGCCCACAUCCAGGCCACCGUUGAUGCCGUGAUCCAGGCAUGGGAGCAGGUCCAGGCCCAGGCCAAGGCCGAUCAGGCCAUCCAAGCCAGCCAGUUGACUGACGCGAACCCCUGGCUGCGGAUGACUCGGUGGGCUGACUACCUGCAGGGCAUCCAGGCACGUGACCUGCUUGCUAGCAUGGCAGCCCCGGAGGAAGACCCCAUGGAUGCCACUGAGCAGGGGGUGCAGGUGAUCUGGGAUACUAUGGAGCAGGUGGCCCGCAAGAGCCAGCGGACGGUCCAGCAUUGCGGCCAGGCCAUCCGGGUGGAAGCCGUCCGGUCUGAAAAGGGGCAGACCCCGCACCGGCCACUGCUGGCAUAUAUAGAUGAGGCCGUGAUCAAGAAGCAUGUGCAGCCAUGGCAGCAGAUAUUAGCAUUUAUUGCCCGGACCCAGGCCCCGCAUGACUGGGCCAGCCCCCGAUAUGGGAUGACCGCACGGCAGCGCCAGAAAUGGCGGCAGCUAUGGCAGCUCGCUAGCCAGGCCCCAGGCAGCCAGGGCAGCCAGGCCGCAGUGCCAGGGGACCUAGAGGCAUGGGCCAUGACUGCUAUAGAAAAAGCAUGCUUAGAAUUUUGCAUUGAGCUGCUCAACCAGCGCCAUCGCAGCCAUGAAUAUGAGAGUGCAUUAGUAUGCGCCAUGGCUGUGCUGGGCCAGGGUGAGGCCGGCUGGCGCGACCCCGAGAGCUACCCCCCGAUAUUAUCCCGCGUGAUCAAGGUGGCCCGAUUCAUGGUGGUGCAGAAGGCAUUAUGGAUGGACCCCAAUCCAUGGCAGAUCAUUCAGACCUGGGCGCGGAAGGACCAGAGCGCAGAAUGGGUGCUGGCCAGCGCGGAUGAUCAACUCGGGGAGAUUGAUGAGGGAUAUGGCAGCGAUGACCCCCCAUCCACCCCAGGGGCCCCAUCAUCGCCCCCGUCAUCCAUCCAUAGUGAUGACCCAUUGCCCGCGGUCCACAUUCGCCCGAGCCGCCGGCCAUUCCAGGAGCAGGUGACAUGGAUGAUGCACCAGUUUAUGAUCCGUGGGACCCACGGCCCCAUGGAGACAUUGUUGGACUGGCGCACAUAUGGAUUAAAG